AUGCUGUACGACCGGAGCAGCACUUACGAUUUCUUUUCUAUAACCAAAGACCUUGACCCUCCGGGUGUAUUGGUGGAAAGCAAGAAAUAUAAAUUUAAAUUUAAUGCUGUUGAUAAAACUCAUGAAACAUACUCGGGUAUAAAUGUGCGCUUAAGAUAUUUUGUUCGCCUGACUAUACACCGCCACUAUGCGAGCAGCAUUGUGAAAGAGCACGACUUCAUCGUGCAGAACGUCGGGCCGCCCCCAGAAAUUAAAAACUCCAUCAAAAUGGAGGUUGGCAUAGAAGACUGUCUGCACAUUGAAUUUGAAUUCGAUAAAAGCCGCUACCACUUAAAAGAUGUUGUUAUUGGGAAAGUAUAUUUCGUACUUGUACGAAUUAAAAUUAAAGACAUGCAGCUCGAUAUCUUAAAGACAGAGACAGCAGGCACAGGAGCUGCUGCAGUGACUGACUCUGAAACUCUCUCUAAAUUCGAAAUCAUGGAUGGGGCGCCAAUUCGCUGUACGCAGUUUUUCCUCUAA
Molecule: messenger RNA, 519 nt
Organism: Eimeria acervulina
Lineage: Eukaryota; Apicomplexa; Conoidasida; Eucoccidiorida; Eimeriidae
Product: vacuolar protein sorting 26, putative
Exons: 4
Coding region: 1-519 (172 amino acids)
Biological process (GO): retrograde transport, endosome to Golgi; intracellular protein transport
Cellular component (GO): endosome; retromer complex
Source: RefSeq, a predicted model, not a curated record